Ascoidea rubescens DSM 1968 is the source of this 894-nucleotide messenger RNA. It is a transcript of the gene NAM8, whose product is annotated as Nam8p. Gene Ontology annotation, molecular function: mRNA binding. The transcript is spliced from 3 exons. Gene Ontology annotation, cellular component: cytosol. The annotation marks the transcript as partial. The record is from RefSeq and is a predicted model, not a curated record. Lineage: Eukaryota; Fungi; Ascomycota; Saccharomycetes; Ascoideales; Ascoideaceae. Gene Ontology annotation, biological process: mRNA splice site recognition.
AAAUCUCAGCUAUGGAUGGGCGAACUAGAUACUAGAUGGGAUGAAAACACCAUCCAAUCCAUCUGGAACUCUGUCGGUGAAAUCCCAACCGCCAUCAAACUAAUCAAAGAUCGCAACACAUCCCUAGACCAGUCUGGUAAUCCCUCCUUCACCGCCUUAAACGCCGGUUACUGUUUUGUUGAUUUCGGUUCAAAUCUAAAUGCUUCAAGAGCUAUAAUGCACAAUGGCUUGAACAUCCCAAAUACUGAUCGAGUCUUCAAACUAAACUGGGCUUCCGAAAUAUCUGUGUUUGUUGGUGAUUUGGCCGCAGACGUUAAGGAAUCUGAACUAUUUGAAGCCUUUAGAGCUAAAUAUUCCUCUGUUGUCGGCGUUAAAAUUAUGAUGGACCCACUUACUGGUUCCUCAAAGGGCUAUGGUUUUGUUAGAUUUGGAAACGACUACGAACAAAAAAGAUCUCUAUUGGAAAUGAAUGGCUGCUUAAUUCAUGGAAGACCCAUUAGAGUCUCAACCGCUGUCCCUAAAAAUUCCUCCUCAAAUCCAAAUUUAAACCUUUCCCUAUCUAAUAAUAGCAUUGGUGGAAGCUCUAACUCCUUAAAUUCUUCCUUAGCUCAACCUUAUUCAGCUCCCCAAUCUCAACCUCCUUUAAACCAAUCAACUGAUCCCAAUAACACAACAGUCUUUAUAGGUGGUUUAAAUUCAUCCGUUUCUGAACAACUAUUGAGAUCUCACUUUCUGACUUUUGGUGAAAUUAUUUAUGUCAAAGUCCUACAAAAUAAGAAUUGUGGCUUUGUCCAAUACGUUUUGCGCUCAUCUGCUGAACUGGCCAUUCAAAAAAUGCAAGGCUACCCAAUUGGUAACACCAGAAUCAGAUUGAGCUGGGGCAGAAGCUCAAGC